GUUCCACCAUAUUGGCCGAGCGACUGGGCCCAUCUACACCGAGCUCUCCCACUUCAGCCCCAAAUUCCCCCACGGUUCUCUGCAGCGGGGUUUCUGAUCCAAUCCUGAGUACGUAUGGCUCCGGUCUGCUCUGCAGCUCCAUCAGCGGCACAGCUCCAAACUCCCCGGUCAGCAUGCCGGAGUCACCCAUCUCCCCAUCUGGCUCAGGGAUCUGGGGGGACGAGUGCACCAUCUGCUACGAGAACAUGGUAGAUACCGUCAUUUACUCCUGUGGACACAUGUGUCUCUGCUACCCGUGUGGGCUGAAACUCAAGAAGAUGGCCAACGCCUGCUGCCCGAUCUGCAGACGGGCCAUCAAGGAUAUCAUCAAAACUUAUCGCAGCACUUAGAACAUCAGCACGGGUUGGGGGGGGGGGCAGACGUGAGAGGAGCGAGGGGUCUCUGUCUUCACUCAUCAUUUGUGA
Molecule: messenger RNA, 464 nt
Organism: Terrapene triunguis (Three-toed box turtle)
Lineage: Eukaryota; Metazoa; Chordata; Testudines; Emydidae
Product: E3 ubiquitin-protein ligase NEURL1
Exons: 2
Biological process (GO): nervous system development; negative regulation of Notch signaling pathway
Cellular component (GO): postsynaptic density; plasma membrane
Molecular function (GO): ubiquitin protein ligase activity
Source: RefSeq, a predicted model, not a curated record